UCUCCUCCUGAACACACACCCCGGGUCACUCGGGUACUACCCAACAAAACACAGGACUUUCAGAUACUCUGAAAACAGCCGACGGUCGCGGGAUUACUGAUAAGACAACUCUUCUUUUUUUUGCACAAAGGAAUAGUUUACCUCAAGCAUAAAUAAGCUGUCAAACAACAAGAAAACGUUGUCUAGUCCAUUGAGAAGUCCAGGACACAGGCACCAUGACCAGUCAGUAGAAAGGCAGUAUUGCAGUUCUCUGUGGGGUCGGGAUGUUUGCACAGUGACCAGUCGUUGUCGGACGAGACUCCAGCUCCACAGUGAGAAACAAAAGACAAUCGUGAUUGAUGCGUCAUGGAGGACGGGAACGACGUGGAUCUGUCCAACAAUAACAUCAGUCCGCUGUGGAAGCGGCAAUCAGCCAUUCACACUGGUCCCAGCAAGCUAAAGGCCCGGCCCCUCAGCCACCAGAUAGACAGACUCCACAUGACUGACUUCCCCGUAGAGGACAACAAGGGCAGCUUUACCCUGAGCCAGCCUGCAGAGCGACUGGUGGCCACGCCGGGAGGAGGGACGGUCAUUCUGAAGCACGUUCUCAACCAACCCACCAGGAGGACACGGGUUGUCAGGAGUAUCAGCAUUGGACAUUUGGCCAAAGGACGUUUCUCUUUGUCCAAGUUCAAGUCGGAGGAUAAGUUUUCGUCAUUGGACAAUAAGGCGUACCAUGGAGGAAGUGUUGGUCAUAUCGGUAACAAGGAGAAGGUGUGGUCAGACAAGCGGCCACGCGAUGCCCUGAAGCGACUCUCCAGCCCGUUCACCCUCACCUCUCACAGAGACCAGAUAGUGUUUGGAACAAGUUCCUCACUGCCGGACCCUGCCUCCUCCAGUCACCCCUCUCCCCCUGCCACCCCCAAUAACAACCACCACCAUAACCUGACCUCCUCUUCUUCCUAUCACCCCUUAACCCCUCACCCUUCUCCCCCUAACCCCAGCCCUUCUCCCCCUAGUCUCCCCCCUACCCCAUCUCACAGCUCCACCUGCAGUAUCUCCUCCUCCACCUCCACCCCUUCUGACCCCCCCACACCCCGCAGCCCCUCCCCUGCUGACAUGUCUGCCCCCUCCCUCUCUCCUCCUCCCUCCAUUGUCCUCAGCACCCACAGUGCAGCUGCCCUGAAGAUGGGCACACAGCAGCUGAUCCCCAAAGGGCUGGCGUCCCUGAGCAAGGUCUCUCCUGCUGGGGUACAGAGCCAGGGCCUGGGGGGUCUGCUGGGCCUGGAUCCUACCAAGCGGGCCCUACGUGCUGUCAGCAUGGUGGAGACUGGAUCCUUCUUCUCCACGGAUGGAGGGGGAGAGGGGACAGACCAGGAUGAGAGCCCUGGGAGUCUGAAAAGGGGGUUGAGGUCUACCUCGUACAGGAGGGCAGUGGUGAGUGGAGUGGAAAUGGAAGUACCAUCUGUAGACCCAAAGACCCAUCUCCUGUCCCAGUCUGUACUCAAAGGACUACAGGAGGUCAAGGAGACACCGACCAGCCCUGGGAAGAAGAACAAGAGGCCGGAUAAGAAGCCAGGACUGAUCACACAGAGGACUUUUGACAGGGAAGAGGAGGAACUGUAUCAGAACUACCAGGAGAAAGCUCUUCACAAUGACUCUGAUGAGGACCAGUCCAGAGAGCCCAAACCUGACGAGGGCAUCGUGGUGCAGUACAGACCCAUACGCACCUCGUGGAGCCAACUCAGUGUGGUGAGACGCACAUUCACACACACAGACACAGUGGUGCUGUGCCUGUCUGCACAUACAGUACAGAGACACACAGCCAUAUUUGAGUUGAUAUCGUCAGAACACUCCUACCUCCACAGUCUGGAGGUUCUGAUCCGGAUGUUUCAGAACUCAGCGGAGCUCAGUGACACCAUGACCAAGACCGAGCACCACCACCUCUUCUCCAACAUCACAGACGUGUGUGAGGCCAGCAAGAAGUUCUUUAAAGAGCUAGAGGACCUGCACCAGCAGAACGUUGUUAUAGAUGACAUCAGUGACAUCGUGUUCAGACACGCCCAGUCCAACUUUGACCCCUACAUCACCUACUGCUCCAAUGAGGUUUACCAGCAGAGGACCCUACAGAGGCUAGUUAGUAAGAGUUCAGUGUUUAAGGAGGUGUUGACUCGUAUUGAGGGCCACCCAGACUGCAGGAACCUCCCAAUGAUCUCCUUCCUAAUCCUGCCAAUGCAGAGAGUCACCCGCCUGCCUCUGCUGAUGGAUGUCAUUUGUCAGAAGGCUUCUAAAGGCUCACCUCAGUAUGAGGCCUGUAAGAAAGCCCUUCAAUCAGUCAGCAAGGUGGUACGUCAGUGUAACGAAGGGGCCCGUACCAUGGAGAGAACAGAGAUGAUGUACACCAUCAACUCUCAACUGGACUUUAAGAUCAAGCCCUUCCCAUUGGUGUCGUCGUCUAGGUGGAUGGUGAAGAGAGGGGAGCUCACAGCCUUCGUGGAGGAGAACGGCAUCUUCUCCAAGAGGACGUCACGUCAUCAGGUCUACUUCUUCCUCUUCAAUGACGUCCUCAUCCUCACCAGGAAAAAGAGUGAAGACAGCUAUGCAGUGAUAGACUAUGCUCUGAGGGACCAUAUCUGGGUGGGACCCUGCCAGGCUCAGGAUAUCAACCUAUCACCCAUCAGAACCACCGCUGGAAUGCUGACAUCACGGCAUCCCGGGGCCAGCCACCUCUUCCGCCUGCGUUUCCGUAGCAACCAUUCCGGAGACAAGGUGCCCAUGGUCCUGGGAGUGGAGCUAAUGAAUGAGCGAGCUCGCUGGAUCACUGCUCUGGGCCAGAGCAGCAACGACGAGAAGAACCAAGACCGGACAAAUGCCAUGCAGGUGGUGGUGACGAGGACGUACACAGCCAAGCAGCCUGAUGAGCUGUCACUGCAGGUGGCUGACGUGGUCCUGGUGUCACAGACUGUGGAGGAUGGCUGGAAUGAGGGCGAGCGACUCCGUGAUGGCGAGAGGGGUUGGUUCCUGUCAGAAUGUGCUGAACCAAUCACGUGCCAGGCCACUAUUGAGCGCAACGUGCAGAGGAUGGACCGCCUCCAGGGGCUGGAAACCAAUGUGUGAUCUGGAACUGCAGGCUCCACCCACUAAUUACACAAGCCUGUUCUCAGACAGACCAAUGAGUGAUCUGGAACUGCAGGCUCCACCCACUAAUUACACAAGCCUCUUGUCAGACAGACCAAUGAGUGAACCGUAUUCCAACGACGGCCUUUGACCAAUGUUGAGCGGACCAUCACUGAAUACACCAAUGAGCUGCCUUCAAGCACUAUCAACCAAUGAGAGAGCUGACUGACACUAAAUGCACCAAUAUAAUCUCUCCGUGGGUCAACAGACAAAUGUAUGUGUGAGCCUGGCCUGCUGCUGUGUAAUCUGUUAGAAUGUGGUCUUUGACUGUUGCCCAGUGUAACGUUCUCCGCCUUCUGCCGUAACGAAAUUUGACCCUAUGACCUGUCGACAACACUCUGAUUCCUCCCCCUGAUGGGAGACUGGCCAACCACUGUCCACUGUUGUUGCCCCGAUGGACAUCUCCCUUGAACACACACAGAGGACGUGCUGGGGUCAAAGUUCAAAACUGGCGCGUACAGAGUGGACACCUAAUGUAGGACGGCACAUUCAAACUGAUAUGGACACAGAUUCAUUUGAUCAACUGUUUCCUUCUGAAAGACUCCCCAGGAGUUUCCAUGAAUGAAACGUACCCUCUCUACUACAUAGUAACUAACAAUUUAUAUGAGCCAAACAACUAUGUUGAUGAUCUGUAUAUAUAUAUUUGUUUUAAUUGUCAUUCUUUUUCAAAUUCCUGUUUGUCCUGGUGUGAUGAGACUCAUGAAUUGGCUGAGUGAAUAGAGCCAACAUGGCUCACCGUCCAGUUCAGUUUCACCUCUACUCUGUGGUCAGGCUAUAGUGUGUGAUGAGACUGAUGAAUUGGCUGAGUGAAUAGAGCCAACAUGGCUCACCGUCCAGUUCAGUUUCACCUCUGCUCUGUGGUCAGGCUAUAGUGUGUGAUGAGACUGAUGAAUUGGCUGAGUGAAUAGAGCCAACAUGGCUCACCGUCCAGUUCAGUUUCACCUCUGCUCUGUGGUCAGGCUAUAGUGUGUGAUGAGACUCAUGAAUUGGCUGAGUGAAUAGAGCCAACAUGGCUCACCGUCCAGUUCAGUUUCACCUCUGCUCUGUGGUCAGGCUAUAGUGUGUGAUGAGACUGAUGAAUUGGCUGAGUGAAUAGAGCCAACAUGGCUCACCGUCCAGUUCAGUUUCACCUCUGCUCUGUGGUCAGGCUAUAGUGUGUGAUGAGACUGAUGAAUUGGCUGAGUGAAUAGAGCCAACAUGGCUCACCGUCCAGUUCAGUUUCACCUCUGCUCUGUGGUCAGGCUAUAGUGUGUGAUGAGACUCAUGAAUUGGCUGAGUGAAUAGAGCCAACAUGGCUCACCGUCCAGUUCAGUUUCACCUCUACUCUGUGGUCAGGCUAUAGUGUGUGAUGAGACUGAUGAAUUGGCUGAGUGAAUAGAGCCAACAUGGCUCACCGUCCAGUUCAGUUUCACCUCUACUCUGUGGUCAGGCUAUAGUGUGUGAUGAGACUGAUGAAUUGGCUGAGUGAAUAGAGCCAACAUGGCUCACCGUCCAGUUCAGUUUCACCUCUGCUCUGUGGUCAGGCUAUAGUGUGUGAUGAGACUGAUGAAUUGGCUGAGUGAAUAGAGCCAACAUGGCUCACCGUCCAGUUCAGUUUCACCUCUGCUCUGUGGUCAGGCUAUAGUGUGUGAUGAGACUGAUGAAUUGGCUGAGUGAAUAGAGCCAACAUGGCUCACCGUCCAGUUCAGUUUCACCUCUACUCUGUGGUCAGGCUAUAGUGUGUGAUGAGACUGAUGAAUUGGCUGAGUGAAUAGAGCCAACAUGGCUCACCGUCCAGUUCAGUUUCACCUCUGCUCUGUGGUCAGGCUAUAGCGUGUGAUGAGACUGAUGAAUUGGCUGAGUGAAUAGAGCCAACAUGGCUCACCGUCCAGUUCAGUUUCACUUCUGCUCUGGUCAGGCUAUAGUGUGUGAUGAGACUGAUGGGGAAGAGGCUCAUUGUAAAGACACACAAAUGGCUCUGUACUUCCAAAUUAUCUGUGUGUGUGCAACUGGGAGGCCAUUUGUAAUGUAACUGAAUGUGACAAAAUGGCCAUAACACGUCCCUGUGUGGAGGCUGUGUGACUAGGAGGCUGUGUGACUGCUGAAGAGGCUGAAUGUACAGUAAGGAGCCAAAAUGGUGGGCUGGAGGGUCCAGUUUCCACACUUCCCUCUGGUUAGAAGGUGACAGUAUAGUGAGGCUGUAUGUUAUGAUGGCCUACAAAGGCAAAAAGAAACUCCCACCAUCAUGCCUACUCCCGAUUCCCAAACUCUACUCCCGAUUCCCAAACCCGAUUCCCAAACCCCGCUCCCGAUUCCCAAACCCCGCUCCUGCUCCCGAUUCCCAAACCCCGCUCCCGACCUGUAACUAUUUUAGAUGCCUAAAACUAUUAGACCAGUAUUAGCAAUAUGGGAGUAUCUCCACCUUGGUCUCUUGGUCCUACGCAACUGACCCAUGUAGUCCUACGCAACUGACCCAUAUAGUCCUACGCAACUGACCCAUGUAGUCCUACGCAACUGACCCAUGUAGUCCUACGCAACUGACCCAUAUAGUCCUACGCAACUGACCCAUGUAGUCCUACGCAACUGACC
This is a messenger RNA of Oncorhynchus nerka (sockeye salmon), 5724 nucleotides long. RefSeq names its product rho guanine nucleotide exchange factor 26-like. Gene Ontology annotation, biological process: activation of GTPase activity. Gene Ontology annotation, molecular function: protein binding; guanyl-nucleotide exchange factor activity. NCBI's taxonomy places the organism in Eukaryota, Metazoa, Chordata, Actinopteri, Salmoniformes, Salmonidae. The record is from RefSeq and is a predicted model, not a curated record.